GUUUUAAUUAAUUUAGAAAUGACAAACAGGCUUGGUUUUUUUUUACAAUUAUUAAAAUUCAGUUGAAAUCUCCAUUUUUCAGAUCAGUCUGACAGUUCUGCAGAAUUUACAGCAAAGUUACAAAGAGCUUUCAGGACAGGUAAUUGUUUCUGUGGCUGCAGCACCUGAUACUGACACUUUGCAAGAGGACUCACAAAGUCUUGAUGAGGAUGCAGGAGGUGCUGAAAUUUUGAACAGUGAGGAAAACCAGAAUAAAGAUGUAUCGGCUCCUUCAGAGAAUCUGCCAAAUGAACAAGGGAAUAUAACAGUUGUGAAGAAGAAUGAAACUAUCACCUGGAAACAUGAGGCUGUUUUACUCCUCAUUUCUUUGUAUGGGGAAAACAAAGAUAAGUUUACUUGUUCUAGUUACAAGCAGAAGGAUGUCUGGAAAAUUAUUUCUACAAAAAUGUUCGAGAAAGGCCUGAACUAUGAUGCCAACCAGUGCAACGAAAAGUUCCGAUCAUUGAAACAUAGACACAAGAAGAUCACCGACAACAAUGAGAAGAGUGGUAGAGGAAGAAGUACAUGGCAGUACUAUGAUGCAAUGGAAGAACUUCUGGCUGGGGAUCCAGCAGUGAGACCAAUUAAAGUUGUUGCAUCUAGUACUGCCACACCUGCUGCAGAGUCCACAUCAACAGGUUCUUCCGCUACAUUGACACAGAAGCCUCCACUGCCGCCAAACAUACUUCGAACAAAAACGCAAUCACCAGUUAGAAGCCUAUCACCUGUAGAAUCUGUAGCCUCUGAUGAGCAAGUGACACCAGUCAUUAAGAGAAGACGUAAAAUGCAGAAGGUCCUGAGUGGUUUCAAGACUUUGUGUUGCAAAACGAAAGAAGACUGGAUGCGUUAGAGGCUGCAAACUCUGCCCUUAUUGAGAUAUCGAGGGAAAGAAAUGCUAUUUUGAAACAGCUGGCCGAGGCGCUGACGAAGAAAUAGUGACAUUGUUCAUAUUGUUUGGUUAAGAGCGAUUUGUAUGGUUUAUAUCUGUAAGAAUGUUCAUGUAAUUUCAAAGCUUUGCAACAUGUUUUCUUUUGUUAACUUCAAUGAUACAAGUCACUUUAAAUCAACAGCAGGUCUUGUAAACCAUUUAUUUAUAUGCAGUGUUACAUGUAUCAUGUUGUUGUUUUUUUCAAUGGAGUUACUUAUUAUUAAAUUA
Messenger RNA from Ruditapes philippinarum (Manila clam), 1195 nucleotides. RefSeq lists its product as uncharacterized. The transcript is spliced from 7 exons. The coding region runs from base 446 to 889 and encodes 147 amino acids. NCBI's taxonomy places the organism in Eukaryota, Metazoa, Mollusca, Bivalvia, Venerida, Veneridae. The record is from RefSeq and is a predicted model, not a curated record.